Molecule: messenger RNA, 1479 nt
Organism: Orbilia oligospora ATCC 24927
Lineage: Eukaryota; Fungi; Ascomycota; Orbiliomycetes; Orbiliales; Orbiliaceae
Exons: 3
Coding region: 1-1479 (492 amino acids)
Biological process (GO): ammonium transmembrane transport
Cellular component (GO): plasma membrane
Molecular function (GO): ammonium channel activity
Source: RefSeq, a predicted model, not a curated record
AUGGCUGAAGAGUGGGCAAAUCUUGGAGCCGCGGUUCCAAUUUGGAACGGCUCGAACACUGACGAUGGCGGUGAUUCCACAAUGGAGGAUCUCAACGUCUACUUCGCGACUGGUGACAGCGCGUACAUCAUCAUCGCGGCCGCCAUGGUCUUGAUCAUGGUUCCAGGUCUCGCCUUCCUAUACUCCGGACUCGCUCGAAGAAAGUCGGCAUUGUCGUUAAUAUGGGCCGUCAUGGGCUCGAUGGCCGUGGUCAACUUCCAAUGGUAUCUUUGGGGCUACUCGCUGGCCUUUUCGCCCACAGCCACCAACGGCUUCAUCGGAGAUCUCAAUCACGUCGUCUUAAGAAAUACCCUCGGAACAAGAUCCCCUGGCUCGAACUAUGUCCCCUCGCUGCUGUACUCGUUCUACCAACUCCAAUUCGCUGCCGUCACGGUCGCCAUCGUUAUGGGAGCCGUUGCUGAAAGAGGUCGAUUGCUUCCAGCCAUGGUGUUCUGUUUCUUCUUCAUGACCAUUGUCUACUGCCCUGUCGCCUGCUGGGUCUGGAACGUCAAUGGAUGGGCCUUCAAAUGGGGAGUUUUGGACUAUGCUGGUGGUGGUCCCGUCGAAAUCGUUUCCGGUGCCGGUGCUCUUGCCUAUUCCCUCGUUCUCGGUCGUCGUCAAGAACGUAUGCUCGUCAACUUCCGCCCUCACAAUGUCUCUCUCAUCACCCUCGGAACUGUUCUCCUUUGGUUCGGAUGGCUCGGAUUCAACGGUGGUUCCGCCUUCGGUGCUAACCUUCGUGCUGUCAUGGCCUGCUGGAACUCCAACUUGACCGCUUGUUUCUCCGGCUUCACCUGGGUUCUCCUCGAUUACCGUCUUGCCAAGAAGAUCUCUAUGGUCGGUCUCUGCUCCGGCUUCAUCUCGGGUCUCGUCGCUGCUACUCCAGCUUCCGGUUUCUUGACUCCACACGCUUCCAUCCUUCUAGGUGUCGCUGCCGGUGUCUGUGCCAAUUUUGCCACUAAGAUCAAGUACCUCAUCCGAAUUGAUGAUUCUAUGGACGUGUUCGCAGAGCACGGUAUCGCCGGUGUUGUCGGUCUCGUCUUCAACGGUUUCUUCGCUACCGAAAACGUCGUCGGAUUGGACGGUAUCAACCUCGGUGUCGGCCCACAAGGUUGGAUCGAUGGAGAUUUCGCUAGAAUGUACAAGCAAAUCGCUUACAUUUUCGCUUGUCUCGCAUAUACCUUUGUCGUUUCCACGGCUUUGGCUUAUGUGAUCAAUAUCAUCCCCGGUCUUCACCUCCGUGCUUCCGAUCAUGCUGAACUUAUGGGUAUGGAUGAUGACCAGCUCGGUGAAUUCGCUUAUGAUUACGUUGAGGUUCGACGUGAUUAUUUGGCCUGGACCCCAAAUCACACUAAGGCUCCUAUCGCCGGUCUUGAGGCUGAGCCCCAUACCACAUCUUCGGAUGCUGAACCUGAGGUCGAGCCAGCAAAGGCCCAGUAA